Molecule: messenger RNA, 1307 nt
Organism: Zingiber officinale
Lineage: Eukaryota; Viridiplantae; Streptophyta; Magnoliopsida; Zingiberales; Zingiberaceae
Product: amino acid transporter AVT1H-like
Exons: 3
Coding region: 36-1307 (423 amino acids)
Biological process (GO): amino acid transmembrane transport
Cellular component (GO): vacuolar membrane
Molecular function (GO): amino acid transmembrane transporter activity
Source: RefSeq, a predicted model, not a curated record
UCCAUUCCUCGGUGAAACUUCGUCGGAAUCAGGCCAUGAAGGCCGCGAACUGCGUGAUUUGCGUGGAGGAGAGCAAAGUCUGUGCCUGUGCGAGUGAGGCAAAUGCCAAGGCCACCAGCUCGUUCACGCAUUCUGUCAUCAACAUGGUUGGCAUGCUCAUAGGGCUGGGGCAGUUGUCGGCUCCCUACGCACUGGAGAACGGAGGAUGGAGCUCGGCGCUGCUGCUCAUCGGCUUCGGAAUCAUGUGCGCGUACACCGCGCACAUCAUCGGCAGGUGCCUCGACGACGACGGCGGUGGCUCUAAGAGUUACCAAGACAUCGGCGAGCAAGCGUUCGGAUCCAAAGGCAGGAUCGUAGCCUCUGCCUUCAUCUACCUGGAGAUCUUCUUCGCGCUCGUGUCCUACACCAUCUCGCUCAGCGACAACCUGCCGCUGGUGCUCGCCGGCGUGCACGCGCACGCGCCGUGGCUCCACCUGUCGACUGCGCAGCUUCUGACUGCGACGGCGGUGCUGGUGGCGCUGCCGACGCUGUGGUUGCGGGACAUGUCGUCGAUCUCGUUCCUCUCCUUGGGAGGGAUCCUCAUGUCUCUGCUUAUGUUUGCGACGGUUGCGUGGGUGGCGGCGUUCGGCGGCGUGGAAGGGAGUCAUGAGAUUCCGGCGCUGAGGGUGGAGAUGCUCCCGAGGAUCUCGGGCUUGUACAUGUUCAGCUUCGCCGGCCACAUUGUGUUCCCCAAUAUCUACACCGCCAUGAAAGACCCUUCCAAAUUCACCAAGGUGUCCAUUGCAAGCUUCGCCAUUGUUACCUUGCUCUACACCGCACUAGCUUUCAUGGGCGCGCUGCUCUUCGGCCCGGCGGUGAGGUCGCAAAUCACGCUCAGCAUGCCGCCGCGCCUCGGCGCCACCAAGGUGGCGCUUUGGGCCACCGUGCUGACCCCGAUGACCAAGUACGCACUGGAGUUCGCCCCCUUCGCCACCCAGCUGGAGCGUCGCUUGCCCCCUUCCAUGUCCUCGCGCGCCAGAAGGCUCCUCAGCGGCGGCGUCGGGUCCGCCCUGCUGCUCCUCAUCCUCGCCCUCGCCCUCGUCGUCCCCUACUUCGAGGACGUCCUCAGCCUCACUGGCUCCCUCAUCAGCGUCGCCAUCUCCAUCAUCUUCCCCUGCGCCUUCUACCUCAGGAUCUACUGGGCCCGCUCCUCGCGAGCCAGCGUCGCCUUCCACGUCGGGCUCAUCGUGUUCGGGGCUGCGAUUGCGGGGAUGGGCACAGUCUCGUCCUCGCAAGCCCUGAUUCGAAGCAUUCGGAGAGGCCAUUAA